Messenger RNA from Fusarium odoratissimum NRRL 54006, 2912 nucleotides. RefSeq lists its product as uncharacterized. The record is from RefSeq and is a predicted model, not a curated record. Lineage: Eukaryota; Fungi; Ascomycota; Sordariomycetes; Hypocreales; Nectriaceae. The transcript has 2 exons. Bases 390 to 1649 code for a protein of 419 amino acids. Gene Ontology annotation, molecular function: protein binding; metallopeptidase activity. Gene Ontology annotation, cellular component: COP9 signalosome. Gene Ontology annotation, biological process: protein deneddylation.
CUCUAAACAGCGGCAAAAUUCAGGGUUACAUGCCGCCAAUGUCGAAUUUAGAACGGAAAUUGAAUGCUGACCUAAUACUGUUAUCACCGACUCUGCUUCGUACCUCCAACAGACCCCACACUCAAGUCCCCAUUAGGCACUACCUUAGCUCAGGUAGCCCUGGAGCUCUAGCAGCCUCGCAUGGAUGCGGGGCAUCUUUAUUCCCAUGAUCCGUCCACCAGCAACUCAUCUCCAUCAUCCUUCACGCCAACGCCGCCUUGACCAAAGCUAACGAUAGCUUCAUUCAAAUACCAAACACACUAAUCUCAACCCUCUUACUAACUUCACCACAUAAUUUCCACGACACACUUCACCUUACCCGCUCUGCAGUGUCUUCGCCUCAGCUCAUCAUGGCUGCCUCGACCCCCGCCAGCAGCGCUCUUCUCUCUAACCAGAAGAGUUCCGAGCUUCAGGCUGUUCUUCACCCACUCGUCCUCCUCACCAUCUCCGAUUACAUCACACGACAUACUCUUCGUCAACAGGAAGGGCCCAUCAUUGGCGUCUUGCUAGGUCAACAAAAUGGUCGCGAAAUCACAGUCGAGCAUGCCUUUGAAGCUCAUACCCGACAAGAGCCCAAUGUACAAGGUGGAUACCUCCUCGAUGCCACGAAAUUCGGCGCACGGUUAGAACAGAUGAUCACUGUCCACAAGGAUAGACACCUCGACCUCGUUGGAUGGUACACCCUUCUACCUUCUUCAGGUCCGACCCCGACUAUCCUCCCAAUCCAUAAUCAGAUUCUCGAAGGUUGGAACGAGUCAGCCAUACUCCUCGGAUUCCACCCGGAACAGGUCCUUGAUCACUCCGUCGGUGGCAGACUUCCACUCACUAUUUACGAGAGCAACUAUGAAGUCGACGACCCAAAGGCGGAUAACGAUGGAGAGGACAAGAAGAUGGAUGACGGGGAGCCCGCUCUCAAGCUCAAGUUCAGAGAGCUGCCCUACUCGGUUGAGACCGACGAAACAGAGAUGAUCAGCAUGAACUACGUUGCUGCUUCAGGAGGAAACGCUGCCGCCGCUCCCCAAAAGGAAGACAAGCCCUCUUUGUCCAUCGAGUCAAAUGGCAAGGGCAAGCGCCGGCUAGUAGAGAGCCACGACGAAGAUCACAACAAGGCGAUUGCGCAGGAUGAUGAGGUUGUUCUGACGCCAGAAGAGGACGAAACAAUUGCUGCCCUCACAGCAAAGGCCAACGCUAUCAAGAUGCUCCAGUCCCGAAUACUCCUUCUCACCACUUAUCUCGAGCGUCUUCCUCCCUCGUACAUCAACGGUGACACAGCCGAUUCCAGUAGCAUGGACGCCGACUAUACCACUCCAUCAGCGACAGUGCUUCGCCAGAUCCAAGCCCUCGUCAGCCGCCUGGACCUCGUCAUUCCCUCAGACAGAGCCGCAUUUGAGCGCGAGAUGCUCCAUGAGGCAAACGAUGUUAACUUGGUGAGACUCCUCAACGGCAUUGUCCAGAGCGUCGGCCAGGCCCGCGACGUUGGCAAGAAGUUCCACGUUGUCGAAAACGCAAAGGCGUCGCACCGUCGUGGUGCUCCUCCUGGCCCCGGGCAGGAUUUCGUCAUUGACCCAGCGGCUUAUAACAUUCGUGGAGCUGGCGAUAUCCUGAUCUGAGAUUGCUAGAUAUACGCGUGAAGGCACGAUGACGCGUACGACAGAAACGACUUAGUUACAUUCAGCCGGGCGUUUGGUGUUUGAGGUAGAUUACAACUUCAAAUCGUGUUUUAGAGAUGAAUUAAAGCAUAAACUAGUUAGCCAUAUCGUAUUCACGAGUCUAGUUGUUUGUGGGGAUAUCCCGGCUUCAUGGGUUAAGUUAAGAUAGGGAUCAAGUGUUCAUGUUAAUGUCGUGGACUAUGUCUGCUAGGACGAACUCCUUACCAACCCGUUCUUCCAGCCCGUUAAGCCACUUCAUAUCAUAUUUGGUAUCUCUCCAAUCAAACCCAACCACCUCCAAGCUACCAAUAUAGUAGCUGGUAUCUUCAUAACAGAGAAUCUAUUUACGCGCCCCCCAUGAAAUACGCCACUGGAAUAUGUAGCUUUUUGGAUAUCUUUGUCUAUCAUUCAUAAGUCGUAAAAAGGCAAUCUUGAGAAAGAUUUUAUGCCUCAAUAACAAUCUUCAGGACGAGUUUGCCCUCGUCGUCACUGGUGCGUGUUGCUAGCUCAAAUGCACGUUGUGCCUGAUCGAGGCCCUUGAAACGGUGGGUAACCAUGUCGUCCAACGAGGGCAGGCUGCAGCCAGAGGGAUUCGCAGCUUGCGAACACAAAAGUCGAAUACCGGUGGGAUAUGUGUUGGAAUACCGGAAUACGCCCAGGAUGUCAAUCUCACGGAGGUGGGCCACGGAGAGAGGGAGAGUCUGGAUCGGAGUUCCCAUGCCCACCAUGAUUACUUUGCCGCCGGCUUUGGUAGCAUAUAAGCUCGUGUGCAUGCACACCUCCUUUCCAGUGCACUCGAAUGUGACAUCCACACCGUCCUCAUCCUCCUCAAGCAUGAAGGUACCAGCAGGGUUUGAUGAAGCAAGGAUAUCCGCAGCCAAUGAUUUGGCUCCGUCGAAGCGGCUUGCUGUUGAAAAGGUGCUGGCAGGAGUAAUGAUACCAGUCUCGGGUGUAGAGAUUCCAGAAGAAUAGUUCGAUGAGUUCAAACGGGACAGGGGGGUAACAAAACCAUGAGUUGCAAAUCCACGGCUUAUGGCAUAGUUGACACGCCCAGCAUCGAUAUCUGUGAUUGUGACCGAGGUGCAGCCUGAUUGACGAGCCAUUGCGGCAGUCAACAGGCCAACGGUGCCGGCACCGAUAACAAGGGCAGUGGAGCCCGGCUCCGGCCUGGCACGGUUCACCGCAUGGAUAGCUACAGACAGCGGCUCGAGGAGGGCGGCGGCC